GGGGCGGGGCCAGUGGUUCUGGAAGCCGCGGCCGCUGUUGCCGCUGCAGCGGCCCGAGAGGGGGAGAAAGAGAGAGAGAGAGAGAAAGAAAAGAAGAGAGAGGGAGGCUGGGGUUGUGGGGGAAGGAAGGAAUACGAGUAGGUGGUGAAGUGUGUGUGUGCGUGUGUGUAUGUGCGUGUGUGUGCAUGUGGGGGAGUCAUUCGCGAGGAGCCGCGGAGGAGCUCGGAGGAGGAGGAGGAGUCGUGCGGCGGCAGCUCCUCACCGGGAUCCGGGACUGAAGAAGGGAGAGUGAUCGCUGGCCGCCGCCUUCCCAUCCACACCCCACCUCGGGUCGGCCCCCUCCCCUCGCCCACGGCGCGCGCUCGCUCGCUCACACACCCCGGGCGCGGCGGCGCGAGGAGGAGGAAAAGGAGGAGGAAGAGAAGAACGAGGGGGGGGGAGCGGCGUCUUUGCCCCCGCCUCUUACCGUGACCGCCCCCCCCCCCCCGCCCGCCGUGAGAGUCCUUCAUGGUCCUUCCCCGGCCCCCCCGCUAGCCCAAGGAGCCGCCGCCGCCGCCGCCGGGCGGUGGAGAGAGCGGGGCGGGCGGGCGGGCUGGGAGGCGCCGCCGCCCGCGAACGCUGCAGGGAAAGGUGCGGCUGGGCAGAGGCGGACGAGAAGAGGGGCUGCCGCGGCGGUCGGUCCACGGAGACCGGAAGGAGGCGGCGGCCCCGCGGCCCGGGCUCUGCCGCCGCUCGCCUUACGGGAGGAUCCUUCCCGGUGAUCCCCUGGCCGGGGGACGAGGAGGAGAAAGGAGGAGUCUUGCUGCAAUUUCACCAAGAAUCCUCCUUUGCCGUCGUCGCCGCAGGUUCUGGAUUUAAUAUCGUGUCGGACCGAACCUUCCUGGAUCGAGAGGGUGAAGAAAAGAGCCCCACAGAGGGUAGUGUUUCAAAACAAAAAACAGCAACAACAACAAAAAAGCAAAAAAACAUUGUUUUUGGUGGUGACUCUUUUUUUGGACCACUCCCCCCCCCUCACCCUCUCUGUUUGAUUUCCCCUCUGGACCAUGGCCGACGACGACGUGCUGUUUGAGGAUGUGUAUGAGCUGUGCGAGGUGAUCGGCAAGGGCCCCUUCAGUGUUGUACGGCGAUGUAUCAACAGAGAAACUGGGCAGCAAUUUGCAGUAAAAAUUGUUGAUGUAGCCAAGUUCACAUCAAGUCCAGGGCUAAGUACAGAAGGUAAGAGAUGGAUUUCAAAUCUGAAACGGGAAGCCAGUAUCUGUCAUAUGCUGAAGCAUCCACAUAUUGUGGAACUAUUGGAGACAUAUAGCUCAGAUGGAAUGCUUUAUAUGGUUUUUGAAUUUAUGGAUGGAGCUGAUCUGUGUUUUGAAAUUGUAAAACGAGCAGAUGCUGGUUUUGUAUACAGUGAAGCUGUAGCCAGUCAUUACAUGAGACAGAUACUGGAAGCACUACGCUACUGUCAUGAUAAUAACAUAAUUCACAGGGAUGUGAAGCCACAUUGUGUCCUUCUUGCCUCAAAAGAAAACUCAGCACCCGUUAAACUUGGGGGCUUUGGAGUAGCUAUUCAGUUAGGCGAGUCUGGACUUGUUGCUGGAGGACGUGUAGGAACACCUCAUUUUAUGGCCCCAGAAGUGGUAAAAAGAGAGCCCUAUGGGAAACCUGUAGAUGUCUGGGGUUGUGGGGUGAUCCUUUUUAUUCUUCUAAGUGGUUGUUUGCCUUUUUACGGAACCAAGGAAAGAUUGUUUGAAGGCAUUAUUAAAGGAAAAUAUAAGAUGAAUCCCAGGCAGUGGAGCCAUAUCUCUGAAAGUGCCAAAGACCUGGUUCGCCGAAUGUUGAUGCUGGAUCCAGCUGAAAGGAUAACGGUCUAUGAGGCACUUAAUCAUCCUUGGCUUAAGGAGAGAGAUCGCUAUGCCUACAAGAUUCAUCUUCCUGAAACGGUAGAGCAACUGCGGAAAUUCAAUGCAAGGAGGAAACUAAAGGGUGCAGUACUGGCAGCUGUAUCAAGCCACAAAUUUAACUCAUUCUAUGGGGAUCCCCCUGAAGAAUUGCCAGAUUUCUCUGAAGAUCCUACCUCCUCAGGACUUCUAGCAGCAGAAAGAGCAGUCUCACAGGUGCUAGACAGCCUGGAGGAAAUUCAUGCACUUACAGACUGCAGUGAAAAGGACUUAGAUUUUCUACACAGUGUUUUCCAGGAUCAGCAUCUCCACACACUGCUAGAUCUUUAUGACAAAAUUAACACAAAGUCUUCACCACAUAUCAGGAAUCCUCCCAGUGAUGCUGUACAGAGAGCCAAAGAGGUAUUAGAAGAAAUUUCAUGUUACCCUGAAAACAAUGAUGCAAAGGAGCUAAAGCGUAUUUUAACACAACCUCAUUUCAUGGCCUUACUUCAAACUCAUGACGUAGUGGCACAUGAAGUUUACAGUGAUGAGGCAUUGAGGGUUACACCUCCUCCCACCUCUCCAUACUUAAACGGAGAUUCCCCAGAAAGUGCCAAUGGUGACAUGGACAUGGAGAAUGUUACUCGAGUACGGUUGGUACAGUUCCAGAAAAACACAGAUGAACCAAUGGGAAUCACUUUGAAAAUGAAUGAGUUAAACCAUUGCAUUGUAGCAAGAAUUAUGCAUGGGGGAAUGAUUCAUAGACAAGGUACACUUCAUGUAGGUGAUGAAAUCCGAGAAAUAAAUGGUAUCAGUGUAGCUAACCAAACUGUGGAACAGCUGCAAAAAAUGCUUAGGGAAAUGCGGGGGAGUAUUACCUUCAAGAUUGUGCCAAGUUAUCGCACUCAGUCUUCAUCCUGUGAGAGAGAUUCCCCCUCUACCUCCAGACAGUCCCCAGCUAAUGGUCAUAGCAGCACCAACAAUUCUGUUUCGGACUUGCCAUCAACUACCCAACCAAAAGGACGACAGAUCUAUGUAAGAGCACAAUUUGAAUAUGAUCCAGCGAAGGAUGACCUCAUCCCAUGCAAGGAAGCUGGUAUUCGAUUUAGAGUCGGUGAUAUUAUCCAGAUUAUUAGUAAGGAUGACCACAAUUGGUGGCAAGGUAAACUGGAAAACUCCAAAAAUGGUACUGCAGGUCUCAUUCCUUCUCCUGAACUUCAAGAAUGGAGAGUAGCUUGUAUUGCUAUGGAGAAGACCAAACAGGAGCAGCAAGCCAGCUGUACUUGGUUUGGGAAGAAGAAGAAGCAAUACAAAGAUAAAUAUUUAGCAAAGCACAAUGCAGUGUUUGAUCAAUUAGAUCUUGUUACAUAUGAAGAAGUUGUAAAACUGCCAGCAUUUAAAAGGAAAACACUUGUCUUACUAGGUGCACAUGGUGUUGGAAGAAGACAUAUAAAAAAUACACUCAUUACAAAACACCCUGACAGAUUUGCAUACCCUAUUCCACACACAACUAGACCUCCAAAGAAAGAUGAAGAAAACGGAAAGAACUAUUACUUUGUAUCUCACGACCAAAUGAUGCAAGACAUAUCUAACAAUGAAUACUUAGAGUAUGGCAGUCAUGAGGAUGCCAUGUAUGGGACAAAACUGGAGACAAUACGGAAGAUCCAUGAGCAGGGACUGAUUGCAAUACUGGAUGUAGAACCUCAGGCACUGAAGGUCCUAAGAACAGCAGAGUUUGCUCCUUUUGUCGUUUUUAUUGCUGCACCCACGAUUACUCCAGGCAUCAAUGAGGUAAGAAUCACUUAGACUUUUAAAUAUAAACAU
Antechinus flavipes (yellow-footed antechinus) is the source of this 3698-nucleotide messenger RNA. RefSeq names its product calcium/calmodulin dependent serine protein kinase (gene CASK). The transcript is spliced from 26 exons. Gene Ontology annotation, cellular component: basolateral plasma membrane; cell-cell junction; plasma membrane. NCBI's taxonomy places the organism in Eukaryota, Metazoa, Chordata, Mammalia, Dasyuromorphia, Dasyuridae. Gene Ontology annotation, molecular function: protein kinase activity; ATP binding; signaling receptor binding. Gene Ontology annotation, biological process: protein phosphorylation; regulation of neurotransmitter secretion. The coding region runs from base 1044 to 3680 and encodes 878 amino acids. The record is from RefSeq and is a predicted model, not a curated record.